Messenger RNA from Penaeus monodon (black tiger shrimp), 2346 nucleotides. It is a transcript of the gene pit, whose product is annotated as ATP-dependent RNA helicase HAS1-like. Gene Ontology annotation, biological process: maturation of LSU-rRNA from tricistronic rRNA transcript (SSU-rRNA, 5.8S rRNA, LSU-rRNA). The record is from RefSeq and is a predicted model, not a curated record. Gene Ontology annotation, molecular function: ATP binding; nucleic acid binding; RNA helicase activity. Bases 92 to 1984 code for a protein of 630 amino acids. Lineage: Eukaryota; Metazoa; Arthropoda; Malacostraca; Decapoda; Penaeidae. Gene Ontology annotation, cellular component: nucleolus. The transcript has 12 exons.
UUCCAGACACACGUGCGAAGCGGAAACACCUCAACAAAUCGCACUUCGAUUUUCUCUUUUUCUUCUGUUUUCCGUCGACGCUUUCUCCACGAUGGGAACUAAAACAAAAGAUAAGAUUUUGAUGCGAAAGAUCAAGAAGACGCAGACCAAAAAGUUAAAGCUGAUCCAGGAGAAGGAGAAGGAGAAGGAAGCGAGUGGAGAAUCUGCCACAGUUGAAGAGCCAUUGCCUGAGGAGGAGGCAGAAAGACUCAUUCAGCUUCAUCCAACUCUAAGUAAACGUCCUGCAGAAGAAGAGGAACAGCGGCCAAAGAAAAAAAAGAAGAAACAGCCUCUGAAAGACCUAGAAAAAGCCCUUGAUGAUGGGGCUGAUAACGAGCCAGAGCCAGAGCCAGAGGCAAAGGGCAAAGAAGAAAAAAGUGAUACAGGGAAACAGAGAAAUGAGGAAGCAGAAGAGGAGGAGGAGGAGGAGGAGGAGGAGACCAGAAAGGAGCUUGACAGUACACUUGGCUUCAAUGCCACUACCACCAAAUCAUUUGAGAGCCUUGAGGGUUGCGUGUCCAACGAGACAAUGAAUGCCAUAAAGACGAUGGGCUUCAAGGACAUGACAGAGAUCCAGGCAAAGGCAAUCCCCAAACUCCUGGAAGGCCUUGACCUGCGUGGAACAGCCAAGACCGGAGCAGGAAAGACACUGGCCUUUCUCAUCCCUGCUGUAGAGUUGAUGUACAAAUUGAAGUUCAAGCCCAGAAAUGGUACCGGAGUGAUCAUCAUCUCUCCAACUCGUGAAUUGUCCAUGCAAACAUAUGGUGUUUUGAGAGAACUCAUGCAGGAACAUUCGCAAACAUUUGGCCUGAUCAUGGGAGGUGCAGACCGCAAGAGUGAAGGUGCAAAGUUGCGGAAAGGUGUGAAUAUCUUGGUUGCAACACCUGGAAGGCUCCUAGAUCACCUCACUAACACUCCAGACUUCAUGUACAAAAACAUGGUUUGUCUUGUCAUUGAUGAAGCUGACCGGAUUUUCGAUGUUGGAUUUGAGCAAGAGAUGAAACAGAUCUUGAAUAUUCUACCAAAACGGAGGCAGACGAUGCUGUUUAGUGCAACAAAAGAUACAAAAACAGACGAGCUUGCCAGACUUGCCCUAAAGACAGAUCCCAUGGAAGUAGAUGUGGAUUCAGACAAAAUGAAUGCAACAGUAGAGGGCCUAGAACAAGCUUAUCUGGUGUGUCCUGCUGACAAGAGAUUCCUUGUUCUCUAUACCUUCAUUAAGAAGAAUCUAAAGAAGAAAGUCAUGAUCUUCUUCAAUUCGUGCAUGACUGUCAAAUACUACCAUGAGCUACUGAAUUACAUAGAUGUCCCUGUUAUGUGCAUCCAUGGAAAACAAAAGCAAGUGAAACGAACGAAUACCUUCUACCAGUUCACAAAUGCAGAUUCAGGUGUCUUGUUGUGCACAGACGUAGCAGCCAGAGGUUGGGACAUUCCAGCAGUUGAUUGGAUUGUGCAGUAUGAUCCCCCAGAUGAUCCCAAGGAAUACAUCCACCGUGUUGGAAGAACAGCUCGUGCUGGAGGCAGAGGUCGUGCUCUCCUGUUCAUCCGCGAAGAAGAAUACCUGUUCAUCAGUUACCUCAAAUCUCACAAGGUCAAUGUGGAUUGCAUGGACAUUUCAUGGACCAAAGUGGCAAACAUUCAGAUGCAGCUGGAGAAGCUGAUUGGCCAGAACCACUUCCUACACCAAAGUGCUAAGGAAGCUUACAGAGGAUACCUAAGAGCAUAUCACUCACAUCAACAGAAACACAUCUUUGACAUCAACACACUCGACUUGAAAAAGGUGGCCAAGUGCUUUGGCUUCAUUGUGCCGCCCCUCAUCGACCUAAAUAUAGCGUCGGGAAAACUACCCCACAAGCGUGGUGGUGGUGGAGGCUAUGGAGGAAUCAACCAGAGGAAAGACUUCAAAACGAAAAUAUACCGACAGGGGAAUAGACCUAGAUAUUAGUUUUUCUUAUUUAAUUUGUUAUAAUCAGAGAUAUAUUUUUUAUUGUAUGUUGAGAUGAACAUGUUAAUGGAAUCUGCCUCAAAAACAAUUUGUCCCCUUUUGCAUAGGCCUUAUUUUGAUGGGAAUGUAGUUUGAGUUAAUAAUUGAUCAAUUAUGUUCUCAAUUUUCCACAUUGAAAUAUAGCUGAAGGAUAUUAAGUUGAUAUGAUUUAUCAAUUUUGAGUUUUAUUCAUUCAAAAUUUUUUCAUUAUAUUUCUUCUGAGUGUUUGAUGUGUAUGAGGUUGAUGUGUAGGUGCGGAUGACUAUAAUGUUAAUAGUACAUGUAAGGUUACUUUAGGACAUUUAAACUUACGAAAACAUAAA